Messenger RNA from Exophiala viscosa, 2070 nucleotides. Its product is annotated as fungal-specific transcription factor domain-containing protein. NCBI's taxonomy places the organism in Eukaryota, Fungi, Ascomycota, Eurotiomycetes, Chaetothyriales, Herpotrichiellaceae. The coding region runs from base 1 to 2070 and encodes 689 amino acids. The record is from RefSeq and is a predicted model, not a curated record. Gene Ontology annotation, molecular function: DNA binding; zinc ion binding. The transcript is spliced from 8 exons. Gene Ontology annotation, biological process: DNA-templated transcription.
AUGGCCAAAGGCACAGACUCACCAUCGGCGCGUACCGCUUCUCGUUCGUCUAGAGGACCACGAAAGUCUCCUUCAGCCACAACUUCAAGGCGACAGCCCGCCGAGUCCUCGCAGGCGGCUCUGGACCAAUCAUCAGAUCAGCUCCCCUCGGCACGUAGACGCUCCAGCGUUGAGGGCGAGGGAACCGUUACACCAAACUCCGAUGCGCCUGCCACAGGGCCGCGAGGCUCGAUAGUAUCCUUUUCUCCCCCUGCUGCGCAGAAUAACCUUUCAUCCUCUGCGCGUCCUGCAGUGUUCCCGGAUACAGGUCAGGAGCAUGUAACUCGAGAUGCAGCGCCGGAUUUUGACCCAUUUAUGAACUUCACACCUACCAACUUCGAAAAUAUUCAUUACAUGUCAGAUAUUCUUCAUGUACCGACUUCCCAACUGUUUGAGCCGGGCCUCGGCGAAUCAUUACAGCCUGUCACGCUCAUGGAGCAAUAUUCUCCAAUCCCGUUCGAUAAUACGGCCGGCUUGCUGAACCUCAGCCCUGGCCUGGAAGCAAAGAGUGGCAGAGUGUCAGGGUUGGAAUACGGCGUUGGCUCAAAUCUCGACUCAGACGACAGGGAGCAUCUCAGUGCUCCUGGUUUGUCAGUCUGGAAAGACUUGAGCAAUGGAAAGUUUAUUGGAGCCGUUUCUACGGGCAAUAUCGUCUCGUCAAGCUUGCGGGGUCCAAUCCAGCUCAACGGUACCUUGACCGAAUCAGACGCAAGAGACUACCUCAUUGGAGCGGUGGAGCAUGUCGACGAGGCAGGCGCCGUAGAUCACGACUCUGUCUUCACUCCCGCGCUACCAUCGGACGAGGCGACACGACGCUUUGCCAAAGCUUAUUACCGGCAUGUCCAUCCAGUGUAUCCCAUUGUCGUACAGCAAACUCUGGAGACGGAAUGGGCCAGCGUGCGGGAUCAGCACGCUACCGCCACCUCCCUAUCUCUAGUCUAUCUCAUUACUGCGAUAGGCUGUCUCAACGACCAUAGCGGAGUUUCGUCGGAGGUCGAACGAAUCACGCAAUCUCAGGCUUUCCACCGCCAGUCCUGGGAGUUACUAGGUUAUGUCCUAGACCGUCCUUACAUGCGCUCUGUCCAAGUCAUCAUCCUCCACGUCAUAUACCUUUCCCACCUGAGUAAGAGUGGUAUCUCUUGGGUGCUUUGCGGGCUAGCGAUCCGAAUAGCUCAGUCUCUAGGCCUGCACCGGCGCCACACUGGUGACCCGUCUCUGACCGAAGCUGAACAGCGAGUCAGAUCUGCAGUAUGGUGGGUUUGUUACACACUUGAUGCCCUGCUCUCCGCUAGCCAAGGCAGACUGCCUGCAAUUCCGGACGAACUUUGUGAGACUUCAAUAGAUCUCGAAGCUUUGACCUCGCCGGGCCUCUCCAACGUCUUGAUUCCCAGAACCUUCCGCUGGCAUGUCGAACUCUCACGGAUCAAGAACAAACUGUCAUGCCUUUUCGCAGGCGUUGUGGCAAAGGAUAUGCUGGCAGGCUGUAUUGGCGAGCUGGACAUGGCUCUAACUACCUGGCGGGACAACCUGCCAUUGGAAGUCAGGCCUGAGCAAGAAAUUGUCGCCGCUCGCGAACACUACCCAUUCAUUGCCAUGCUUCAUCUCCAGUACUUCAACACGUUGUGUGUUCUCCAUUGGAUUUCCGCUGAUCUGGCGCGUCGAGACCGCUUGCCUCUGGACUCCCGCCUCCACCCCCGUGUCUCGGCAAGCGAAUCAGUUUCGGUCUCGGCUGCACGAUCGUUCAUUAAAGUGCUCAAUGACCUAUCUGAAGAAUUCAGUGAGGAGAAAAUCCCGCCCGUAUACACACACACGGAUCACUACAUGACUGCAAUCUCCAUCAUCUUCGCCAACAUCUUCAAGUAUCCGCAAAAGAUGUCGGCCCGAGCAGACCUUGAAUUCCUGAAAGCGUGUCAUUAUCAUUUCACGCAGCAAGUCAAUCCAUACCGCUUCAAUCCCAGGAUGCGAAACUUAUUCCACAAGAUCAUGUCAUCUGCAGAGAGCUUACUACAGAGUCAAAACAGCAAAUACUGA